Molecule: messenger RNA, 555 nt
Organism: Phytophthora sojae
Lineage: Eukaryota; Oomycota; Peronosporomycetes; Peronosporales; Peronosporaceae
Exons: 4
Coding region: 1-555 (184 amino acids)
Source: RefSeq, a predicted model, not a curated record
AUGGCGGCGAACGCUACGUCAAGCGCGGCGUCGAAUGCAAGUUGCACCCUCCGCGAUCACCGCACAAGUACUAUUGAUGUCGAGCUCAUGUAUGCUGCGUGCGAAUGCAGAGAACUUCAACUACCAAACACCGGUCAGCCAGCCAUCUACGCUACUGUAGAGUCCGUACCGGGACUGAUCGUCCAAGGGCCGGUUGCUCAGUGGCGUCGUAUCACACCUGCGCACACCGAGAGCCCACUCAACUACGACCUCGCCUCACCUCAUGGUAAGUGUGUUCCCGACGGCCAUAAAGUGCCGCCGACAUGGGAGGAGGGCAUUGUGACGAGCAGGAAGCUGUGGGAUACCCUUCGAACGCGCGCCGCCAAGCGCGACGCCGACGGGAGUGAUGAUGGCGCAGCGUCCUGUCGAACCACAGUAUAUUGUCGUUUGGGCCUGCCCGCUGCGCAGAGCAGUAAAUCACUUGGAAGUCGAUAUUUGUUGCCUUCUUCUAGCAGAGUUGAAGUGCGAAACGAAACCUAUCAAAUAUCCAAUAUAUACAGCUAUGCGAUUGGAUAG